Molecule: messenger RNA, 1845 nt
Organism: Magnusiomyces paraingens
Lineage: Eukaryota; Fungi; Ascomycota; Dipodascomycetes; Dipodascales; Dipodascaceae
Exons: 2
Coding region: 1-1845 (614 amino acids)
Biological process (GO): cristae formation
Cellular component (GO): MICOS complex
Source: RefSeq, a predicted model, not a curated record
AUGUUGGGAAGUAUCGCUACUGUCACAAGAUCUGGCGCUGUUGCUAAGCAAUUAGCUGCUAAAUCUUUUUCUUCUACUCGAGCUCUUUCUGGCUCUGCUGCCAGAUAUAUUAGCAAACCUCCAGGUGCCGGCGACCUGCCCCCAAUGGUCUUUGAGGGAAGACCAAUUAAAGAGCCCAAGCAACCUAAAGAGGAAGCAAAGUCACAAUCAUCUGCUGCUCCUCCUCCUCCUCCUCCUCCCCAGGUCAAGCCUCCCAAAAAGACCCACCGUUUCCGAAAUUUCAUUCUCUAUACUUUAGGCUUAACUACUAUUGCUUAUGGUGGUGCUGUUUACUACUCAUUGGAUGACGAUGCUUUCCGUGAUUUAUUCACUGAGAAUGUUCCCUUUGCUGAGGACAUUAUUUACUUCCUUGAGGAACAACGCUUCAAGAGACGCUUUUCCAAUUCACUUCCCACAAUUGCAUCUUUCCCAUCUUCUUCCGAUUCUUCCCCCUCUUCAAUUACUUCCAGUAAAACUACGGCAACUCAGUCUCGCGCUUCUGGUGCUUCAACUACUUGGAAGCCCCCUGUUGAUGACCACGAUGUUGCUCCCGGCGCUGCUAGCAUUCUUAAAAAUGCUAACAACAAGCAGCAACAAAAGCCCGCGUCUUCCGAAACGUCUUCAAUUGCCUCAGCUCCCACAGAAGCUACCAGUGCUUCGACUCCUUCCUCUUCCUUAUCUUCAUCUGCGGUUAAGCCUUCUCUCCCUUUGAUUAGUGUUCCUUCUGGUGCCGACCCUGCUGUUUCAAAGUCUAUUGAGCGUCUUAAUGCCUUCAUUGAAGUCGUCAACGAGGCAAAGGCAAGCUCAGCCGAUGUUGAAGCUAUUUCCAAUGAACUCCAUGCUCUUUCCACCUCAAUUGAUUCGAUUAAGGCAACUACUGCUGCUGAAGCCAAAAAGCUUGCUGCUACUGAUAUUGCAAAGUCUGAGCAUCGUCUUGAAUCGAGUAUUAAUGAGCUUAAGACUGCUGUCAGUGCUCAAGAGGAAAAAUGGGCUCGUGAAUUCCAUGAUGAGACCAAACGUCUUGCACAAGCUUACAACGAGCGCUUACAAAACGAAGUCAAUGCUGCUAAUCGUGUUAUUUUUGCUCAUGCUAAUAAUCAGUUAUUGGCAGUGCAUGCUGCACGUGAACGUGAGUUUGCAAAGCAAGUUGUUGAACGUGUUGAAACUGAGCGUGAAGGCCGCCUGUCUAACUUGAAGGAGCUUGCUGCUGAGGUUUCUAAUGUACAAGAACUUGUUGCUAAGACUGACAAAGCCGUUUCUGAUGCCGACCGUGCGGCCAAACUUCAAUUUUCCAUCACUAAACUGCGGCUCGCUCUUGCUCAAGAUGAGCCCGUGCCUUUGGCUCCAUACUUUGCUGCAGUAGAAAAGCUGACAAUUGACGAAACAAACUCUAAAGAUACGCUAUUGGGUGCUGUUGUGGCUGCCGUACCCCAAGAGGCGCUGGAGCAAGGUGUUUUGUCGCCAGCUCAACUUGCUGCGCGCUUCCACCUUUUGGAACCUGAAAUUCGUAAAGCGUCUCUGUUACCACCUAACGCUGGUAUAGCUGGCCAUAUUGGAUCACUUGUCUUCUCUAAACUUCUUUGGAAGAAGGAAGGUAAUCCUACUGGCGAUGAUGUUGAGGCUAUCCUUGCUCGUGCAAACACUGCUCUUUCUGAGGGGCGCACUACUGAUGCCGUGGCCGAAGUCAAUACCCUUAAGGGCUGGCCCAAGCGUCUUGCUUCUGAUUGGCUUUCCGAAGGUCGUAAGCGCUCUGAGGUUGAGUUUCUCACUGACCUGCUUGUUGAGGAAGGCAAGCUUUGGUUGUAA